This is a messenger RNA of Megachile rotundata (alfalfa leafcutting bee), 1053 nucleotides long. It is a transcript of the gene SkpA, whose product is annotated as S-phase kinase associated protein 1 SKP1-related A. NCBI's taxonomy places the organism in Eukaryota, Metazoa, Arthropoda, Insecta, Hymenoptera, Megachilidae. The record is from RefSeq and is a predicted model, not a curated record. Gene Ontology annotation, biological process: ubiquitin-dependent protein catabolic process.
GUGUAAUUUUCGUGUUCCCUCCAUACCAGAAAGUACGAAAAAGAGAACAAAAUAGGAGAGUGGAAAAGACAUAGCUAAAUCCUUUAGUUAUCGAAGAGGACGGAGAAUUUCGAAUAGAGAAGAAAUAUUGUAUCUGAGCGAGAGAAUAAAACAGACGAGUAAAAGUUAGAACGGAAGCGACGAACAGCAGGAGAACAAGUGCCUUCUACAGAUCAACUGAUCGACGGUUUCGCAAAUUAUUCGAUAUCUCUGUUCAUUGUCCACCACCAGCAAUUUACGUUGAAAAUAUCUUCUAGAUGCCUAAUAUUAAACUACAAAGUUCUGAUGGAGAAGUUUUUGAAGUGGAUGUUGAUAUUGCAAAAUGUUCGGUUACCAUAAAAACUAUGUUGGAAGAUCUUGGAAUGGAUGAAGAUGAAGAGGAAGUUGUUCCUCUGCCAAAUGUUAAUUCUGCUAUUCUCAGGAAAGUAAUACAAUGGGCUACUUAUCAUAAGGAUGAUCCACCUCCACCUGAAGACGAUGAGAACAAAGAAAAACGAACAGAUGAUAUAAGUUCUUGGGAUGCAGAUUUUUUAAAAGUCGAUCAAGGGACUCUCUUUGAAUUAAUUUUGGCAGCUAAUUAUCUUGAUAUUAAAGGUUUAUUGGAUGUAACGUGCAAAACUGUUGCUAAUAUGAUAAAAGGAAAAACACCUGAAGAGAUUAGAAAAACUUUCAACAUUAAAAAUGACUUUACUGCAUCAGAGGAAGAACAAGUCCGCAAAGAAAAUGAAUGGUGUGAAGAAAAAUAGAUGUUUAUAAAUGUCAUAUCUUUUGACUUUUUUUUUUUAUGAAAUCAGUUUCAAUAGUUAAAAAUUUAAUGUUUGAUACCUUAAUUUUAUGAUUUUCAAUAAUAUCUCGAACAGUAGUCACAUUAUUUUUCAAUCAAUGCACUAAAUAAUGAAUAUAUAACGUAAAUAGAUGACCUUAAUGUAUCUGUGGUUUAUUUAUAUUAAAUUUUUGUGUAAUAUCAACUAAUACUAUUUAUCAUAUAUAAUGGGAAUUACACAGAUAAAUUUA